Molecule: messenger RNA, 909 nt
Organism: Gaeumannomyces tritici R3-111a-1
Lineage: Eukaryota; Fungi; Ascomycota; Sordariomycetes; Magnaporthales; Magnaporthaceae
Exons: 3
Coding region: 127-909 (260 amino acids)
Source: RefSeq, a predicted model, not a curated record
UUCCGAGUCGCUCAUUCACCGUUAUUCUACUGUCGACGAGCGCAAGGACGCCGUUUCUUGCUUUGCUCUUUCCAUUCUACUAUUGUAAUACCUUUGUCACUAAUUAGCACGGAACCCCGAUACGCGAUGGGAAACGGGAAGCGAGCCGCGAGCCAGCCAGGGGAGGGCUGCCGGAAGAAGGUCAGGGGUCUCCGGCCUGCCGGGCCUUCCAUCUCGGAUCGGGACAGACGCGAGUACCAGCACACGGAUAAUCUCUCGACGUAUUACGAGCCGCCAUCCUACUAUCCGAAUCCCGAGUCCGCGGGCCAGUUUGCCACGCCUGCUGCAGCCCACCCGCAAAUCACACCGUCUACCCUGACCCCAACCACCGUCUCCUCUCACCACGAAGAGUACUAUGCUGCUCCACAGGCUACGUACCGAGGCGACCGCUCCUCCGUGUCUGAUUACACGCAUGAUGCAUACGUCCCGACAGCGGAAGAGGUUAUGGACUCUGCCACGCUAAACAGAGUGUCCAUGACAGCCGCCCAAGGGUCUGCGCACGGAUCAAGGCACAACUCUCGAGACUGGACUGGCGCUCAGGUCCGCCCGCUAUCCUUGUCGCGGGUUCCUGAAUCCCCCAUCGCGGAGCAGCUGUGGGAUCGGAUGAACGGGUACGGCGCCGCCUCGACGCAGUCGUUGCCUCCCUUCAGCACCUUUGCGAGGCCUUUGGAGCUCACGCGCGCUAGGGACGACCGCAACAGGCUCGUCCAGGACGCCGGUAACCUCAUAAUGGGCAGCCACACCCCGCCGCCGGAUGGCGGCAUGUACCAACAUACGCUUGAGGUCGAGGUCGAGGUCGAGGUCGAGGAUCACGACCUCGAUAUACAAUUUCCAGACAUUGUCGGGUACCCCCACAGUAAGAGCCUCUGA